AAAUCAGCCCUUUAGCUAACGAGGCUUUCAUACAAAGCCUUGAAGGGGACUUUGACGCUGUUCAUGGCAACACCCCACACAACAAAAAAGAAAGCAAGCUCACGCGUAUUGUCAGUGUCGUUUAUGUAAUGUCUUUUAAUAACAACUAAAUAUGUACAUGUUUGUGUUACCGGGCACGCAAGAAGACUUUGAACCAUUGCGACCCUAAAUGGAUCGCUAGAGGCAAAGGUGAGCGACAUAAACUGGUUCUCUUAGCCAGCUAUGCUAACUUUAGCAUGCUAGGCCAGCCCACCCACAACAGUCAGUUACUCCUCAACGAGUCGCCCUUUAUGGCGCAUAUUGGCUGUUUAGCAACAUAUAGCAGCUAUCUGGUUUAGUAGUGCCUUGUGAUAUACAUCAUUGGCGCAUUCAAGCCCGUACGCAGUUCUCUAAACCUCUCGGUUACAAUGGCGUUCUAUUGAUUAGUGUCAUGGGUGCUGCUCAGUGAUGAAGACAAAGCAUCUGCAAAGCUUCUGAAGAUGGAUAUCUGAUGAUCAUAGCUCACAAACGUGAGAGAGUUCCCCAUAGAGGAUUAAUUGGAUCAUAGAAACAGACUAUACGAAUGCAAUUGUGUGGAGCAGUUUUAUACAUAGCCAGUAUUGUACCGUAUUGCCUUUUAGUAAGGUAUUUAUGCACAGACAACAGCGUCACGUUCACAGAUAAAUGAUGCUGUGUGUCAAGCCUAAGAGGUUCUGGAGGCCUUCCCAGGGUCCGUUUGGGCCCAGGAGUAGGAUGCAUCGCGGCGGGGAUAAGGAGUAUCAGAUUUCAGCACGGAAGAUGGGAACCUCCUUGCUCUUCCAGCUGUCGGCUCACGAUCGGGAGCUGGACUUGGUGUGUCUCGACCACAGCUAUGCCAAACCUUGGAAUGCUCACCCAGACGCCAGCAGCGCGCGUCCCGCAAGAACACUGUUUGUCACCCCCCGACGCCAACCAGAAGUUUCUCCAGAGUCAGAAGCUUUAAUAGAUGUGGAAACAGUCACACCCACACCAGUUCCUCUGUAUGACAACCACAAAGCUCAGUGUGUGAUGAAGGAAUGCGAGCGGCAUGUCCUGUUUGCUCGCACUGUUGCGGACAGUCCACCUCCUCCUGAUGACUGGGAGGAACAUAUAAACAAGGCUAUGUGGUCAGUCGCUCAGACCAAACUGUUCAAUAAAGUCCUGAAAGCUCUUCAGGCUGAGAGAUUAGCCCGCUUGGCCAAUGAACAUGCAUCCAAUGAACCAAUAUUACGCAGGAUAGCAGUGGACAAAUGUGCCAGAAAGGUGCGGCAUGCCUUAGCCAGUGUGAACUGGGAGACCAAGCUGACGCAGUGGUUACACACCACUCUGAUUGACUCGCUGAGUCUCGCCAUGCUUGCCACCUACUUGGAUGUUCUUCAAACUCUCAAAAGCAAAGUACCAUCGCUGAUCGACAGAAUGUUGCUUCCGGCGGCAAAGACGGGUUCUCCAAGUGCAGAGGCCCUCUCACUGCUACUGAAGCGUCCGUGGGAUCCAGCUGUCGGAGUGCUGUCUCAAAACAAACCAAGCAAGCUCCCCAGAUCCCCACUCAUCCUAAUAGCACCAUCAAGCCCGACCAAUCCAGCUGUGUCGACAUCGCGUCGAAUGAGAUUCUGGCAGUCACAGCUCUCCUGUUUGGGCAAGGUCAUCCCCAUACACACUCCCAUCAGCAGUGGCGCCAAUAUUAGCAUCACUCAGUGUCUGGAGCACAUGCUGGGAAUUGUUCGUGCAAAGGUUACUGAGGUUCACAGGCACUUUCCCCACAAACCUAUUAUCUUGGUUGGUUGGAAUGCUGGAGCUCUCAUAGCUUGUCAUGUAUCCCUCAUGGUGUACCUGACCGCCGUCGUUUGUCUCAGCUUCCCUCUGCUUACAGUCAGCGGUCCAAGAGGGGAUGUGGAUGACCCACUGCUGGACAUGAAGACCCCAGUGUUGUUUGUGGUUGGUCAGAACGCUCUACAGUGCAGCGUCGAAGGAAUGGAGGAAUUCCGAGAGAAACUAAGGACUGAUAACAGCAUGGUGGUGGUGGGAGGAGCGGAUGAUAACCUCAGAAUCAGUUCUGCAAAAAUGAAAUCAGAUGGACUAACGCAGACGAUGGUCGACCGCUGCAUUCAGGAUGAGAUUGCAGACUUCUUGUCGGGUGUCCUCACACGGGCAGAGAGCCACAGCCAUGGCUCAGGUGAGACGAGGGACCUGGACACUGAGAAGAAAAGGAGGCCUCGACGAGAGCUCCCCUUUGACGUGGAGAGAGGACGGCCUUCCUCCCCCGCACUCAGACUCCCUAUCUCUCCAUCAGGCUCAGAGGAUUUGUCCAGUGUCUGCAGCAGUCCCACUUCAAGUCCUAAACCCAAGAUCGGGCUGUCUCCUGCGCAGAAGUCCAGUCUAAUUACAGCUACACAGCUCCUGAAGACCCACAUGCAACGCUCUGGCACAGUGCUCUCACACAAGCAGGCUCAAGCUCAGUUUGCUGCUUUUAUGAAACAAAACAUGCUUGUGAGGAAAAACCUUCCUUCUGGUACUCCUCCUUGUAUCUUUGUGACAAGUGAUCAGAUGGAGGCAUUGGAUAGAGAUGAACUGAGGGCUCGCGGCAAGAGACGGCUAACCCCGAGUCCCACCCCGAGCAAAGCCUCUAAGCGGGCCAAGAUCAAGGUCACAAUUGUUUCCCAAAGCGAGUCGGCAGGGGCCACCAUCAGCCCAGCUGCACAGGAAGUGGGUGUUUCUGGAAAGCCUCUAGCAGUGACAAUGGGACAGACUGUGGCCGGAGCCAUGGAGCUCUCUGGACUUCUCACAGGCCAGCGGUCUGGUAGUCUCUCAGAGGUGUCUGGUACCCUGUCCCCAGGCUCCAGCUCCUUCAACAGCGUGCAGCCUUGCAUGGUGUCAGGGUCGUCCGCACCAAUCCAGGCGCAAGCUCCAGCUACUGCCCAAGCACCUUCCGCCAGCAGUCUGCUACAAGGCCUAAGUUUCAGUCUUCAGGAGAUCGUCACCAAAGCACCUAGCUUGCCCUCUGUGGAAGCCUGCACUGGAAGCACACAGGCAUUCUGUGGCAAGCCCCAGGGUCAGGUCCUGAGCGCCAUCUCCACCACCACCAACAGCAGCACUCUGCUCCGAGCAGUGCCUGUGGUCACCGCGGGGGGCGUGGCCAAAACCAACACUAUCCACCAACUGCUCACAAAUGGCGGACUGGCCAAGCUCGCCAGCAGUUUGCCAGGCUUGGCCCACAUCACCAACCAGAACACCGGGCAGAAAGCCCCCACAGCCAUAACAGUGAUGCUUCGAGGAGCACAACCUGCGAACAGAGCGGGAUCGCUCAGCCAAGCUGGUGAGAUGAUGCCAGAUCAAAACAUAAUCACGUUUUUUUUCUUCUGGUUUACAUUGGCCCAGACUGCUGAUGCUCCCUACGGUGACCCCACAGUUCACAUGGGACCUGCAUACUUGAGAGGCCCUUUCUGAAAUGUUCUUUCAACAAGCUAUCGUCUGCAUAUAGCGUACAAUAGCUUUGCUUGAGCUUCCAGGAACAACAUGACUGUACAAGUGGACAUUUACACUGAUUGAAAUGUUAAUCUAGAUUACAAUUAAAACCUGUUACAUCUACA
Messenger RNA from Phyllopteryx taeniolatus (common seadragon), 3623 nucleotides. RefSeq names its product KAT8 regulatory NSL complex subunit 3 (gene kansl3). Gene Ontology annotation, biological process: positive regulation of transcription by RNA polymerase II. Gene Ontology annotation, cellular component: NSL complex. Lineage: Eukaryota; Metazoa; Chordata; Actinopteri; Syngnathiformes; Syngnathidae. The transcript has 22 exons. Bases 703 to 3480 code for a protein of 925 amino acids. The record is from RefSeq and is a predicted model, not a curated record.